Messenger RNA from Perca fluviatilis (European perch), 2415 nucleotides. It is a transcript of the gene ccdc62, whose product is annotated as coiled-coil domain containing 62. NCBI's taxonomy places the organism in Eukaryota, Metazoa, Chordata, Actinopteri, Perciformes, Percidae. The transcript has 13 exons. The record is from RefSeq and is a predicted model, not a curated record.
UUUACGUUAAUACGUUCACUCUACAUUCAAAAGUUAGCUAAACUCUCCCAGAAACUAAUGCUAGCUAGCUAGCUGGUCGUUUCAGUGUUUUAUAGAAACUUGUAUUGUCAGCUAACGACAUUUGAAUUACUUUUAGAGCGUUUCGCUAAAUUACAUAAGUUGUUUAGCUUAUUUUGCAGAGUUAACGUUAACUUUAGCAGUUAACGUUACUAACAGUUAGCCGAACUAACGUUAACUUUAGCUGACGUAGCUAAGCUGACUGGCAUGCCCCCCAAUAGAUGCCCACACCAACAAGCUACAUAUAAUAGCAAUGAAGGUAACAUAACACAGGGGGUUGCUGGAGAUAAAACACGAAGGAAUUGUGUGUAACUGUUAUGAUGUGAUGGACAAAAGAAAAGGACUGUCCCCUUCAAAUGGAAGAGCCUUAGCCUGUUUCCCCUGGUCAAAUGAUACUUCAGCUGAGCUCUGGCACAGCACUCCAGUUAAAAAGAAUACUGGUGUUGCUUCACUGAAUGCUAGCCAACCCUCUGUCCUAAGCAGCUUCAAGAUGGACAGCACAGCCCAACGGUGGGCCAGAAGUACACCUCCCCUCCCAGCAGACGACCCGUGUCCCCCCUGCUUGCAGGACACCGAGUGUCCUGUGAACGAUCCGAGUGGCUCCACCAUCCAGAAGCAGAGGAGGGAGCUCCAGCUGCUGAUGGCUGAGCUGAAGGACAGGGACAGGGAGCUGAACACUAUGGCUGCCUCCCAUCAUAAGCAGCUUCACGCCUGGGAACAAGAUCGCCACAGGGUGCUUACCUUGGAGCAGAGGUGUGCUCGUUUGGAUGAUGAGUUGCAGAAACGUAACGAGGUGAUCAGAGUCCUGACUAAACGUGUGUGGGUGGUGGAAACCAGGGAGGAGGAGGUCCAGAAGGAGCUCAGCGUAGCCCAACAGCAGCUCUGUGAGCUCGAACAGAAACAGCACAACAUCAGCCAACAACGUCAAGACUUUGAGGAGAAGAACCAAAGUCUCAACUCCACGGUCAUGGCUCUGUCCACUCAAGUCGGCUCUCUGCAGGUCAGGGAGGAAGAACUGAGCUCCAUGCUCAAACUCAAGGACAAAGAUGUGAUGGAGGCCUCUGGUCAUUUAGUCAACCUCACAGGGCGCCUACGAGACCUGGAGACAUCGCUGACAGAGAUUUGAUCACAAACCUUUAAAGAGGAGCUGCAGCAGCAGGUAACACAGAGCAGCACUCAGAGGGAGGAGAUCAUCCGUCUCAAACAGGAGCUCCAGCUGCUCCGUAGAGAUCUGGCGUUGUCAGGGGAGGGAGACUGCUGGAGAGAUGAGCUGCUCGAUCUGGCUCGCUCCAAACAGGAACGCACCAUGUCAGAGCUCCGCUGCCUACGACAGGUGUGUGAGAAUCAGCGGAAUGACCUGCAGCUCCUGCAGUUGAACCUGGAAAGUGCCCGUGAAACCCUGCAAGAGAAGACCGGUCAGGGGUUACCUGGCAGUCAGGAGGAGUUAAGAUGUGUCUGUCUGGACAGCGGGUCACCUUCAUCGCUCAGAGUGAAGAACUCAAGACCGUCACAUGACGCUGCCUCUCCACCCGCAGCCAAUCAGAAAGCCACAGCCAACUGUGACCUGGGAGUCUUCUCUGCACACUCGAUUGAUGGUGAUGAUCCUCUGUCCAGCUGUUCCCUGCAGCAGCUGUUGGAUGAGUCCAGACUGCUCAUCCGCAGCUCGAGACCCCACAGCUCUGUACACCGUAACCGUGUCCCUCCUAUGAGCUGUGGGGCCACUGACCCUAUUUACUCCAAUAAGUGCCAGACAUCCCACCAGCAGCACCUUCUCCACCCAACCACCCAGACAUACGAGGCCGGUGAUACUCCACCCAAAGCCUGCCCUCGACACCAGCCAGUCAUGUGGACGGUUUGACAUUCACUGAAGCACAUAUGUGUGGCUCCAUAUGUGCUAAACUUUUAAGUGGAGUCUAUUUUCAAAAUCAGUGUUACAGAACUUGAACCUGGAUGCACACAGGUAAAAGGUUGAACUGCCUCACAGGGAGAUGAUGAAGUGAUAAAAAUCCAUUCAUAACAUGAAUUUGUCACUCUGUAUACCCUGAAUCUGGUUUUUAAUUUGGUGCCAAAUCAUUACUGUGUAUCAUUUCUUUUUGGGGGGGGGGGUAUUCAUACAUACAUACAUGUGUUAUUUUAAUGCCCUGUUUCAGACUUUUAAAGGCUGCAUUGUGUGAAGUGGGAGAGAUGUGAAACCAGUCCUACAGGGCUGUUGAGUGGUGUGUACUUGUUUAGUCUUUCCAGUUUCACAGCCUGCAGAUUUGACGGUGACUCAAGAGGAAAUGUCGACGCUGUUAAUGGUGUUUUACAAUUUGUAACUUUGUCAUCCACUUUUGAUUAAAAAAAAUAUUUAUAUAUAAA